This is a messenger RNA of Notodromas monacha, 609 nucleotides long. The record is from the annotation of a GenBank genome assembly. NCBI's taxonomy places the organism in Eukaryota, Metazoa, Arthropoda, Ostracoda, Podocopida, Cyprididae.
AUGAGGAUUCUAGUGCUGGUUUACCGGACUGCUCGAAUGCUGUUGUUCCAAGAAAAACAUGAUGUGGAAGUCGGACGACUCUUCCCUGGUUGGGCCUUUGAGGAUUGCCUAAUUGGCUCAGCGAAAUGCUUCGAUUGUGGAAUACACGGGUAUGAUUCCUGUGAUUUUUUUCUCGUCAUCCCAGUUGAAGACUUCAUGGCGGAGGAUUACCCUCUUGAAAUGGUCGGGUGCAAUUGUUCGAUGAACUUGGAUACAGAUUUGUGGAUCCCGAAGCGACAGAUUUCGUAGGUUCUGGCCACUUGAUCCAGGAUAGAGGGAAAUGCGGAUAAUCUAUUUCUGGACUAUCUUGUCAUACGGAUCGGCUGACGAUUCAUAAGAAAAUUGCAGAAGCUUCAGAGUCCGUCGACCUUCAAAGCGAAAUGGAUAAAAUUAAAAUCAAAACUUGUCAAACCCGAAUGUGAAUGUGCGAAGUUGAUGAAUUUUCUAGGGGUUUCUUUCUGUGUUGAAAGAAGAAAGAUUGUAUGUGGAGUACUGAUCCGAAAUUGUGAUCCCAUAACUCCGCAUGGUGAAACAUUUGUCAAAGAAAUGUACAGUUCUCGUUUUACUCUA